Thermothelomyces thermophilus ATCC 42464 is the source of this 531-nucleotide messenger RNA. RefSeq lists its product as uncharacterized. The transcript is spliced from 2 exons. NCBI's taxonomy places the organism in Eukaryota, Fungi, Ascomycota, Sordariomycetes, Sordariales, Chaetomiaceae. The coding region runs from base 1 to 531 and encodes 176 amino acids. The record is from RefSeq and is a predicted model, not a curated record.
AUGACAAAUUCGCGGCGCGUCGUUCGUUCGGAGGCGGCGGUACGGACCUCUGCAUCUGGCAUCCGCCCGCGGCCCCGCAGGAGGAUGCCGAGUCGUCCUCUCGCCCCCGCCCCGCAGUUAAUACCGAACGGCUCUCGGGCCGGUCUCGAUCCCGGGACCAAACGCAACCAUCCAAAGCGAGCGGCCGCCAGGUCGCCGCCUCCCGUAUUUUCGACAUUGCAUGCCUCGGUUCCAGUGCCCGCGGCGUCGCCGUACACACUACGAAGCAGCCUUGACCCGGUCAUGGGCAUCGUGCAGGAGAUGCAGCCUGUUACAGUAUUUGACUGCCAGAGUGCCGCCCACGGCGCGAAUACCGCUGUGGUGUCGUACCUGUUUGCAGCCCUUCUGAGCUGUACUGAUUUGCAGCCACCGAGCUGUAGCACAACCUCGGCCGGACCUGAGCACGGUAUUAGGGGCUCGGUCCGGUCAUCGACGCUUGUGUUACGCGGCAAAAAGAGGUCGAGGAGGUGGCUGGUGUCGUCGUGGGCCUAG